AUGCCAGAUAACGCCUACGGGGACCUAGACUUGGGUCUCAUGUCGGAUGAAAGCUGGACUCCGCUAUCUCUGCUCGAUGAGGAGCUGGCGGAUGGCUUCAGACUGUAUUCAUCAACUAGCAGCGAUACUGUAUCUACAUCAGCUCCUUUUAGCGAUGCCGCGAGCAGCGACCAGGACUCGGCCAACGAAGCAGACUACAUCGACGAUGACAACAGUGAUAAGGAUGCAAGGAGCCUGGCGCACAUCGAUGAAGGACCCUACUCGAGCCAGAAGCUCCUCAGCUCCAGAGACAUCGUCGAGUCAUUGUCCAGUAGAUUUCUCUUCGAGAACGACUGUUUCGAAGUCCGGCCGUACUCCAUGUCGGGUGUAGGCGCUUUCGCACGCCGAGAUCUCGCACCAGGUGAAGUUGUCCUGUUGGAGCAGCCCAUCCUCCGCUCCAACUACGAUAGCCUGUUCCGGGACUUUCAACGCCUUGACGCAAGUUCGAGAAACGUGUUCCUCCAGCUUUAUGCGAGUAACCACUUUGAGCCCAAGCGCGUGACCGUCGAGGCCAUCUGGUCAACCAACUGCUUUUCCAUCAACCCAGAUUGCCAGGGUCUCUUCGCCGUCGCCUCCAGGUUCAACCAUGCCUGCGCGCCCUCCCACAACCUCGAGUACCGCUUCGACCCAACAACGGGCUGCAUGAUCUUCAGCGUGGGCGCGGAACCCAUCAAGGACGGCGACGAGCUCACCAUAUCGUACGGGUUCGGGCUUCGGCCUAUAGAUCUGUACCGCUACUAUGGGUUCCGCUGCCUGUGCGGUGCCUGCGCUGGUCUCACCGACGAGGAGAUCUCCAUGAGCAGCAUUUGGUGA
Molecule: messenger RNA, 852 nt
Organism: Clonostachys rhizophaga
Lineage: Eukaryota; Fungi; Ascomycota; Sordariomycetes; Hypocreales; Bionectriaceae
Source: the annotation of a GenBank genome assembly